UGCUUCACCACUGGGAAAGGAGGAGGGGGAGAGACUAUGGCAGAGCCGGGCUUUGAGGAUUUACAGCUGAGCCAGAAUCUACCCCUCAGCCAGGAUUCAUUUAAAGAGCUGUGGGACAAGAUUAUACCCAGUACAGCAGGUCAUGAAGAAACCUGGAGGUCAGAUGGCACCAUGGAGAUGCUUCAGCUCAUCACUGACCACCAAUUGGCCGAAAACUUUGAUGAAAAUCUCUUUGAGCUUCCAAAUGACAUUUUACAUAAAGAUGGCAUUACACCCCCGGCCUCCACCGUACCGGUUACAACUGAUUAUCCUGGCGAAUGUGGGUUUCAGCUGAGAUUUCAAAAGUCUGGAACAGCAAAAUCAGUGACUUCAACUUACUCAGAGGUGCUCAACAAACUGUACUGUCAGCUGGCAAAGACCAGUCCCAUUGAGGUGCUGGUGAGCAAGGAGCCUCCUCAGGGUGCUGUACUCAGGGCCACCGCCGUGUACAAGAAGACGGAGCAUGUGGCUGAUGUUGUUCGCAGAUGUCCCCAUCACCAGAACGCGGACUCUGCGGAGCAUCGCAGCCAUCUGAUCAGAGUGGAGGGCAAUCAGAGGGCUCAGUAUUUUGAAGAUCGACACACAAAGAGACACAGUGUGACUGUACCAUAUGAGCCCCCACAGUUGGGCUCAGAGAUGACCACCAUCCUGCUGAGCUUCAUGUGCAACAGCUCCUGCAUGGGCGGGAUGAACCGCAGACCUAUCCUCACCAUCCUGACCCUGGAGAGUCCAGAGGGGCUGGUUUUGGGCCGGAGGUGCUUCGAGGUGCGCGUCUGUGCUUGUCCAGGCAGGGACCGUAAAACUGAGGAGGACAAUAAACAGAAGAAGGAGAGCGGCACCAAAGAGAUGAAAAAACGAAAGAGUGCUCCACCUCCUGACACGUCCACAAAGAAGUCCAAAUGUACCUCCAGUGCUGAGGAGGAAGACAAGGAGGUUUUUCUCCUCCCUGUUCGUGGGCGUGAGCGUUAUGAGAUGUUGAAGAAGAUCAAUGACGGUUUGGAGCUGCUUGACAAGGACAGCAAAAGCAAGUCAAAGGUCUCAGUGAAGCAUGAGGUUCCCGUGCCCUCCAGUGGAAAGAGGCUGCUGCAGAGAGGAGAGAGGAGUGACAGCGACUAAGAUGCCCGUCACCUUCAUUUUGAAAACAAACGUCACGUCUUUGUCUGAGCCUUCAGGUCUAUUUCAGGUUUUAAAUGCCCAUUUAAAAACCAAAAUGCCAUCCUGCCUCAGUUAAAAAGGUUCUUAAAACUGUACUGCCUGUACUCAGUCACUGUACACUGACAUACUGUUGUGUUCAGUUAUGUUUUUCUUUUUUUUUUUUUUUAAAAAUGUUUUUGAGAAAAACCUGUGUUCUUAAUUGGGUUGGAGCCGUUCAACAUGGUUUGAGUGAGAUUAUGAACGAUCCUUGUCAUAACGAGUCACUGCCGUUUAUUUAAAUAAAGUUCAAAGCUAGGCUUGGAAAACUUGAAUGGAAUUUGCUCCUGAUGUUGCUGUAUUACUGUGCUACAGUCCUGUUGCACCAUAUAAUUUUUAAACAGAUAUCUAGUUUGCAUGAUUGUCUGGGAAAUGCAACCACCUCUGCCCAACCUUGAUUCAUAUGCAAUGUGUAAUCAUGUCUGCAGUGUAAAACAGAACUAACCCAUAGUAUUAACUGAUCAUUCUUUAGUGGGGCUUUUUUUUUUUUUUUUUUUUUUUUCUAAAUGCGGAUGUAUCAGUUUUCACUGUCACCAUUUUUUGUUUGCCUGUUGUGGGGAACAUUUUUAUUUUUUAUUAUCAGUUAGAUUUGGUAGAUGAGGGGCUGGCUGGAUCAUCCCCUGAACUAACAGUCUUUUAGUGUAGAUUUUAUUACAGGAGAAAAAAUAAGUGUCUGAUUUGUAAAAGUUAGUGUUACUUGAGUAGUCGCACACAGUAAACAGAUGCAAUGACAACAAAACCUUUUUUUCUUCCCCUUUUGGACCUUUUUCAUAAAAAGUAAAUGUGAGCUGUCAUGUUGAUGUCCCCGCUGACCAAACCGUUUUUACACUGCCAACAAAAUGUGUUAAAAGGCAUUCCUUAUUAUUUUUGAUUAGUUUGGGAAAAUAGUUUUGUAUAAGAGGGUUUCUCUAUAUUUUUCUGUUGUUUUUCACUUUUGUAUUGUACUAAUUACUUUUUGUGUAACUUUAAGCUUUAACGUGAAAUAAAUGCGAUAAGGAUCA
Oreochromis niloticus (Nile tilapia) is the source of this 2231-nucleotide messenger RNA. RefSeq names its product tumor protein p53 (gene tp53). Bases 37 to 1155 code for a protein of 372 amino acids. Gene Ontology annotation, cellular component: nucleus. Gene Ontology annotation, biological process: protein tetramerization; apoptotic process; regulation of transcription by RNA polymerase II. Gene Ontology annotation, molecular function: protein binding; DNA-binding transcription factor activity, RNA polymerase II-specific; RNA polymerase II cis-regulatory region sequence-specific DNA binding. The record is from RefSeq and is a predicted model, not a curated record. The transcript is spliced from 10 exons. NCBI's taxonomy places the organism in Eukaryota, Metazoa, Chordata, Actinopteri, Cichliformes, Cichlidae.